AUGUCGUCCUUGGCUCCUUGCUUCACCGUGGGAUCUAUAGUUUGCUGCAAGACUUGUUUUGGCGAUAGUAUUUUGGGAGAGGUGAUUUCUUUUGAUCUCGGCGUUAAAAUGCUUAUGAUGAAGUGCCCAUCCAGCAAAGGCGGUGGUGACCAACAGAUUUUCUACAACUUAACCAUUAUCAAUCUUGCACUGUGCAUAGACAUUGAGAUUAUCAAGGAAAAGCUGCCUUUGGAACAUAUUCAACCCCCCGAACCGAUCAAUAUCAAAGUGCUUCAAGAGCGCUUCCUACGAGCAAUUGAACAUCGUUCCAUUUCCUGCCGGAGCUACCAUCCCCAGGCGUCGCCUUUUGGUCAAGCUCUAUUUAGGCUGAUGGUCAAACUUUUCGGUGAUCCCGCAGUCAAGUGGCAAACCCAAGGAGACACUGUGGGCAUCACUAUAUUGCAUCAGUUGAUCAUAGAACCGCCAUAUGGAGUAAAGAAUAUAAGACUCGGGGUUUGGAACCCAAAGUUAGCAUUAUACGUCCAACGUAUCGUUCAAGACUUCCACAAUAAACAAUAAUAAAACGACGCGCGUGCCCAUGGCAACAGUCGUCUAGAUAAUAUAGCUACCAAUUCUCUGGGCGCUUUGUUUAUCAACAAAACAAUUCGAAAUACAUACAUAGUCUCGACACCCACAUAGAAUACUUUUCUUUAUCUGCCAGAAAGCACAAUUUUUAUUUGUACACAUUCGAUUUUAUGCACUACUAA
Messenger RNA from Drosophila takahashii, 746 nucleotides. RefSeq names its product Hezron (gene Hez). NCBI's taxonomy places the organism in Eukaryota, Metazoa, Arthropoda, Insecta, Diptera, Drosophilidae. The record is from RefSeq and is a predicted model, not a curated record.